AAUGUCAUUUUCAUUCAUCUGCCAUUUCAUAGCACAGAGAGAAAACUUGGUUUUUAAUAAAAUAAAAUUUUACUAAAAAUUCCGUGUUAAAUCCCUGCGAGGAUGUCACAUGUAAUGGAUAUAAAACAUCUAUUCACUAGGCUAUUUUCUAUAAAAAAUGUGGUCAAUACAAAUCGAUGGCCUGCAAGAAGCUAUAGUCAGGAUAUUGAAAUAUCCCCACCAGCGGUGAACCGAGGCAAUGUAACGCCGUUGCCACCGCUGUCAGAACCCAUGACAACUCUUCCGCCAGUGGUUUACUCCACAGCCAAAACAGAUGAUGCUACCACUGAAGUUACAGUACUUAGCAAUGGCCUCCGUGUUGCAUCAGAAAAAAAGUUUGGACAAUUCUGCACUGCUGGUGUGGUCAUUGACUCUGGUCCGCGGUAUGAAGUUGCUUAUCCUAAUGGUAUUUGCCAUUUUCUUGAAAAGCUGAGCUUUGGAGCCACACAUAAGUACGCCACCCGUGACGUCAUGCACAGAGAGCUUGAGAGACAUGGAGGCAUCUGCGACUGUCAAGGCUCUAGAGAUACAACUGUCUAUGCCACCAGUGCUGACUCCAGAGGUUUGGAUGCUGUUACUCAGGUCCUAGCAGAAGUGACUUUGAGACCACAGCUGUCUAAUGAUGAAAUAGAAGCAGCCAGACAGGCUGUUGCAUUUGAGCUGGAGACAUUGUCCAUGAGGCCUGAACAGGAGACUAUUUUGAUGGAUAUGAUUCAUAUGGCUGCCUACAAAGGAAACACUCUUGGACUUCCCAAAAUCUGCCCCAAUGAAAAUGUCAAUAAAAUAGACAGAGAUAUUAUUCUGAACUACCUCAAAAAUCACUACACACCUGAUAGAAUGGUGGUCGCUGCUGUUGGAGUUGAACAUCAACCAUUUGUGGAGUAUGUGCAGAAAUACUUUGUGGAUAUGAAACCUACUUGGCAUGUUGAUCAAAUUGAAUCCUUCAAGCCUAAUGUUGACAAAUCAAUUGCACAAUACACUGGAGGAAUGGAACAGGAAGAUUGUGAAAUCCCACUUUAUCCAGGCUCUGAUCUCCCUGAACUGUCCCAUGUUGUUAUUGGUUUAGAAAGUUGUUCUCACAGUGAUCCUGACUUUGUUGCCACGUGUGUAUUGAACAUGAUGAUGGGAGGCGGUGGCUCGUUCUCAGCUGGGGGACCCGGCAAGGGAAUGUACACAAGACUGUACACAAAUGUUCUGAACAGAUAUCACUGGAUGUUCAACGCCACAGCCUACAAUCACGCCUAUGGCGAUACAGGACUGUUCUGCAUACACGCCGCCUCACCUCCUAACCGCAUUUACGAUACUACACUAGUCAUCGCAAGGGAACUCGCUAACAUGGCUGGCAAAGUUGGCGAAACCGAAUUACGGAGAGCAAAGACUCAGUUGCAGUCAAUGCUAUUGAUGAAUCUAGAAGCAAGACCAGUCGUGUUUGAAGAUGUUGGCCGUCAAGUACUUGCGACUGGCAAGCGGAAGCCACCUUCAUUCUUCAUUAAUGAGAUUGAAAAAAUCACAGCCGAUGAUGUAAUCCGCGUCGCCCAAAGAAUGUUAAGCUCAAAGCCAGCAGUAGCCGCUCGUGGUAAACUCGCUAGCCUUCCCGUCUUCGAAGAAAUCCAAGCAAAUAUAACAAACAGUAAAAGUGAGACAUCAACACAGGGACGAAAACUGAAUUUGUUUCGCGCUUAGAUAAACUAGGACCCCCUCCGGAAUUAUACUGUACUGUAGUCUUAAAUUGUUAAAAUUAAUGCUAAUAAAGUUAUUCAUAAUUUUAUUUUAA
Molecule: messenger RNA, 1813 nt
Organism: Helicoverpa zea (corn earworm)
Lineage: Eukaryota; Metazoa; Arthropoda; Insecta; Lepidoptera; Noctuidae
Product: mitochondrial-processing peptidase subunit alpha
Exons: 12
Coding region: 103-1722 (539 amino acids)
Cellular component (GO): mitochondrion
Molecular function (GO): metal ion binding
Source: RefSeq, a predicted model, not a curated record